AUCCGAGACGACCGACCGACUGGCCUCCCAUCGCCAACUUCGCAUCCCCAUCCUCAUUUCGUCUUUUUUUUAUCCCGCUGUCCUCUCUGCCCCGACACAGCAGAUUCCGCCAUGGACGCCCGAACCGCCGCCACGCUUCCCACUCCCGCCGCCGGAGCUCCGGCAGCCGCCGCGACCGACGCUUCUUCCGCCUCCUCCAAGCCCAAGCCGUGCUGCGUGUGCAAGGACGAAAAGUCGAGGCGCGACGAGUGCAUGCUCUUCUCCAACGCCAAGGACCCCGCCGCCGACUGCAAGUCCCUCGUCGACCAGUACAAGACGUGCAUGCUCGGCUACGGCUUCAAAGUAUGAAGCGACGAUGCGAAUAGGGAAAGCGAUGGGGGAGCUACGCGCGGGGGCGGAAGGGGGGGAGUCGAAGCAUCCAGCCACCCACCUACUAGUAGUGGGCAGGGGCUGUGUACAACAUUUCUGUGCUAUCAAAGAUAUAGACGGGCGCCAAGGACGGAGCAAUACAGGAUACCCUUCUCUACCCUGCUUUCGUGUUCGCGGCCAUGGCCCUUGGUGAUGGAAACAUGUUUCUCAA
Messenger RNA from Purpureocillium takamizusanense, 580 nucleotides. Its product is annotated as Cytochrome c oxidase copper chaperone. The transcript is spliced from 3 exons. NCBI's taxonomy places the organism in Eukaryota, Fungi, Ascomycota, Sordariomycetes, Hypocreales, Ophiocordycipitaceae. The record is from RefSeq and is a predicted model, not a curated record. Bases 112 to 348 code for a protein of 78 amino acids. Gene Ontology annotation, biological process: mitochondrial respiratory chain complex IV assembly. Gene Ontology annotation, cellular component: mitochondrial intermembrane space. Gene Ontology annotation, molecular function: copper chaperone activity; copper ion binding.